AUGAAGAUGGUUUCCUCGCUUCUCCUCCUGCACCUCGCCGCAUCUCCAACCCUUGCUCUGCCAUCUACAUCCGCACCACGACAAAACACCUUCCAGCACCCAGGAAUUUUCGUCAGCCAAGCUCAGCUCGACUCUACCAAAGCCCACCUUGCUGCCAAAGCCAACCCAUGGAGAGCAGCGUACUCAGCUCUAGACGACCUGCCAUGGACCAAACCCUCCUGGGGCCCCUCACCCGUUGCCACAGUGCGCUGUGAAGACCCCGGCACCCCAGAGCACGACCAGGAGCAGGGCUGUGAAGAAGAGCGUCUCGAUGCCUUAGCUGCUUACUCACUUGCCCUUCGCUGGGCAUACACAGGCAACGAUACCUAUGCUGCUAAAGCCAUAACCAUUAUCGAUGCGUGGAGCGGCACAUUAAAAGAGCAUGUGAGUUCUAGUGCACCGGAGCAGCCGGGAUUGCAGUCUGGCUGGGCCGCUUCGACAUGGACGCGUGCAGCUGAAAUCCUGCGGUACACAGAUGCAAACUGGGACACUGGUAGUAUCACAAGAUUUUCGGGCAUAUUAAGGGACGUGUAUCUCCCUCUCGUGCGCGACGGCAGCGCAGAUAACCCGAAUAACAUCGACUCCGCAAUGCUAGAGGCUGCGCAGAACAUCGCUGUCUUCCUGGAAGACCGUACCCUCUAUGAUGCAGUGAUGGAAAGGGCAAAGCUGCAUAUCGCGUCGUACAUCUAUCUCAAGAGCGACGGGAGCUUCCCCAAGAUUCCCGAGUGGACGACCAAGUACCUAACUGAAGCUCGUGUGCGUGCGCUCUGGCAGUCCGACGGCUCGUUCUUCGAUGGCCGCACCAUGGAAACGUGUCGCGAUCUCGAGCACGCGAGUUACGGCCUCGCUUCUAUUUCACACAUGUUCGAGACUGCGAGAAUACAGGGCGAGGAUCUUUACACAACUGGAUUGGGAAGCAAGUUGCAGACCGCGCUGGAAAUGCAUGCGCAGUACGCUGCAGGAGGCCCGGUGUCCAGUGAGGUCUGCGGAGGGCAAUUGAAGUAUGAAUUGCUCCCUGUUGCGGAGCCGGGAUAUGCGCAGUUUGUAGGGAGGCUGGGCAGGAGUAUGCCAAAGACGAAGGCAUUUGUGGAAGGGAGCAGGCCGGCGAAACCGAACUAUCUGUUCACAGCGUGGGAAACGUUGACACAUGCUUCGUAG
Molecule: messenger RNA, 1197 nt
Organism: Didymosphaeria variabile
Lineage: Eukaryota; Fungi; Ascomycota; Dothideomycetes; Pleosporales; Didymosphaeriaceae
Exons: 2
Coding region: 1-1197 (398 amino acids)
Cellular component (GO): periplasmic space
Molecular function (GO): lyase activity
Source: RefSeq, a predicted model, not a curated record